UCGUCAUCACCAGUGUAAAUGUUGGCGCUCAGUUCCAAUCAUCGCGCUAUAACAAUGUCCUUCAUAUCAGUCACUUCAAAAUCCCUUGCAAGCAUGACGGUCUGCCGUACUUUUCUCCGCUCCCUAACAUCUGCGUCGUCCCCAGCAUCCCCGACCAAAAGGCAAAUCAUAUCUCUAUAUCGGGAUCUCAUUCGUUCCUCUAGAGUAUUUGCUUCCCAUAACUACCGUGACUACAUUCACCGGCGCGCUCAAGAUGCUUUCCGUAAAAAUGCCACUGAGACUGAUCCAAAGAGGAUUCAGGCGCUUUACGAAAGAGGGAAGAGGGAUUUGGAGGUUGCUCGGAGACAGGGAUGGUUGAACGCACAGUUUAGGGCUGAUAAGUCAGUCGUUGACAGAUAGAUAAAUUGUAUAGAAAUUGCAUAUUGUCAAUCAGUACGUACAGCAUUAAAUAAUUCUUUCGAACAUCAUUGUAUAGAAGAGAUACUGAUGCCUUUCAGAUGUUCCUGUUCAAAAAAUCUGCCACAUUCAAG
Messenger RNA from Spizellomyces punctatus DAOM BR117, 530 nucleotides. RefSeq lists its product as uncharacterized. Bases 19 to 399 code for a protein of 126 amino acids. Gene Ontology annotation, biological process: iron-sulfur cluster assembly. Gene Ontology annotation, cellular component: mitochondrion; L-cysteine desulfurase complex. Lineage: Eukaryota; Fungi; Chytridiomycota; Chytridiomycetes; Spizellomycetales; Spizellomycetaceae. The record is from RefSeq and is a predicted model, not a curated record. The transcript has a single exon.